Messenger RNA from Anarrhichthys ocellatus (wolf-eel), 2743 nucleotides. It is a transcript of the gene lrrc75bb, whose product is annotated as leucine rich repeat containing 75Bb. The coding region runs from base 265 to 1395 and encodes 376 amino acids. The record is from RefSeq and is a predicted model, not a curated record. Lineage: Eukaryota; Metazoa; Chordata; Actinopteri; Perciformes; Anarhichadidae. The transcript has 4 exons.
AUCUGAUUGGCUGAGGAGCGCACUCAGCGCUGAGUAAAGCAAAGGAUGCCAGAGUGCUCAGGCAGUGCAUGGACGGAUGCAGACAGGGGGACGACGGCGAGAGACCGGGCACACACACGCACACGCACACGUUGUUGUUUUAUGAUACUGCUACUUUAAACUUUAAAGUGCUAUUUCACUGCGCGGGCGCGAGUAAAGUGUGAUGUUUUGGCUGCGUGUUGUAAAAUCCCUCUCGCCACCACCGACGCAUCCUCUCAGGGAGUGAUGGGUUCUAAGUUGACCAGACGGAGAAGUCUCGAUCUGGAAACAAAAGUGUCCAAGAGGAGACGCCAGAGGAAUGACAACCAGGGAGAGAGCGAGAGAAGCGGCGGCAGAGACUUCUUGUUUACCUCUUUGAUGCUCAAGUCCGACAAGCUCCCGGGGAUGCAGCGCAAAAACAACCACAGCCCAUAUGUCGGACGGGUGGCGUGGAUCCGGGAAAUCCAGACGCUGCUCCGGGACCAGAGGAUGGAGCAAGCGGCCGAAGUGCUCAAACUGCUGAGAAAGGAUUUGGGACUCCAGGGAACGUCACUCAACGAAAUUUUGUACAAGAACGCAGCUUUUCUCAACCUGGUGGACCCCAUUUCUCACGAGCUGCUGCUCAGUCUCGCCCGGGACCUGCAGUGUCCAAAAAGGGAAACCGACUCAUUCAAGUCCACUAACAAGAUCUGCCGCCAGCUGAUUUACCACCUGACCCCUCACUCCAAGUGGACGAGACAGAGCGUGCCCAGGAGGAAGUCUCAGGCCUGUCUGAAGACCACCCUGAAGAAGAAACUGUCCGGUGAUGUCGUCAACCUGUCAGGCAUCCCGCUGUCUGGCCGAGACGUCCACCGCGUGGCCUUCUACCUCCAGAGUAGCAGUGACGCCAUGUCGGCUGUGGACCUGAGCUUCACCGAGCUGCAGGACGAGAGCUUGCGGCUGCUGCUGCCCCACCUCGGCUGCCUGCCGAAACUGACCACACUAGCCCUCAAUGGCAACCGUCUGACGAUGGCCAUCCUGAAAGACCUGACGGAUGCGGUGAAGGAUCCUAAGAAGUUCCCCAGCCUGGCCUGGGUCGACCUGGGCAACAAUGUGGAUAUCUUCACCGUGCCGCAGCCGCUGCUUGUGGCCCUGCGGCGUCGCUUCGGCUUACGCAGCAGCCUCCCCACCAUUUAUGAGUACAAGGAGGCGCAGGCGUUCAGGGGCUACAACCCAAACAUGGAGACGUCUGUGGAGGAGCCCAGUCUGUACGAGGAGGGAGACGGAGAGAAAGAUGACAAAGAGGAGGAGGAGGAGGACAGGCUGGAGCUUCGGGCCUGGGGCUGUGGAGAAGAAAACGCCUCAAAAAAUGUGCCACUGCACUUCUGUGGGAGGUGAUCGCCCAGAGCUGCCCCUUAUAUCCCCCAGUAUCACCUUAUAAUAACUUCCAAAUAAGUAACUGUGUUGUAUGUCCCUCUGGAUACUCCACCUACACUCAGCCAUGUGAUGCAGGCCGCUCCGUGGUUACACUAAGAAGUUAUCCGAGGAUGAGUUAACCGUCACUUAUCCAGGAGAAGUUGAACUGAACGUGUUUGCCGUUUCCCAGCGCUUUAUGUUCCUAACGUUUUGUGCUCUCACACCUUGAUGCUUCCCAUUAUUUGCUAUUUUCCACUGGGGGUUAAGUGCCUUGCACAAGGGCACCUCAACAGAAUCGCUCGAGGAAGGGGGGGAGCGUUAUUAAUUCACAUUCCCCGAGCACAUUUAUCCAGCUGGUCCCUCCGACAACGUCACCCCUCCUGCCCCAUUUCUGUGGCUGUCAGAAUAAGUCACAGUAACUAAAUAUCCUACUGACAUUUUCGUUAUGAUGCAUAAGUUUUAUAGUCACAACUCAACUGCAGUGAGAUUAUGUUCACAUAAAAGAUGCUUCCAUUUUGUUUUCUGUUGGGACACGGUAUCUAUUCAGGAAUUAUUGUCAAAUAAAUGGCGGGUAAGUAAAUGACACAUACUGAAUCAAUUUGAAUUUAAACUUCCAGCGUUAGUGUUGCUAUAAGUGCUGCAGCUGUGUAGAGAACAACCUCAGGCAGAUACACACAACACACACACAGUGUUUGGGCAGGAGCUGCCGAUGAACUGAUUACUGCCUCUUAUCAGGUCUUGUUAGGCCCCUUUAGUCACAGAUGGUGAGCAGAGGAUCUAUUUUUUCCUCAGCAAAUAGGACUUGCCCCAGAUUAUGUAGUCCACCGUUGGCUUGUGUAUGAUUCUAUUUGUGAAUCAGACCACAAGUCUCGAGAAAGAUGCCCACUCGUUUUUUUAAAAAGGCGCACUCAGACAAUGAAGCGAUUACAAACAGAUCUGCUUUUAUCUUUUCUUCUGUGGUGCUACAGCGUGCACAUGAAUCUUUGUUGUGGCAUGAGUAAACUGCAACAGUUAGUUUUUGACUAGUCUUCUUUUUUAAUUAUAGAUGUAUAGCUCUCAUCCUUUUGUAUUAUUUUAGAACCAUGGGCAUGACUGUUUACUGUAGCGCAACAUAACACAGACAGAGAGCAUGUUUACACGUACAUUAAUGUUUCAUUCAAUUUGAGAUUCUUCUUGGGGGGGAUUCGAUAAACAUCUGCUGCAUGUGAACACAACUGCCCACUUUAUCCUGCCUACAGAUGUUAAUGUGGACUGUCCUCUUUCCGUGCUAUUAUUCAGGAAAUUCUGUUUGUUUACAGGGAUAUUAAUGAGCUGUGUGUGUGUGUGUGUG